Messenger RNA from Lingula anatina, 4658 nucleotides. RefSeq names its product AP-1 complex subunit gamma-1. Gene Ontology annotation, biological process: intracellular protein transport; vesicle-mediated transport. The record is from RefSeq and is a predicted model, not a curated record. Gene Ontology annotation, cellular component: membrane coat; Golgi apparatus; AP-1 adaptor complex. NCBI's taxonomy places the organism in Eukaryota, Metazoa, Brachiopoda, Lingulata, Lingulida, Lingulidae.
CUUCGGUCUGUAAGAAGCCAUAUUGGAUUCGUGGUAAUGGAGAGGAACGUCAUCUAUAUUUGACAAUUAGCAGGUGUAACAAGCUGUGUUUGAAUUGCAGAACAAGGUGGUAGCAGUGAAAAGCUUGUGUCACUGUCCUAUGUCACUCUUCUUCAGUGGACCCAUUGUACCAAACCCCCACCAGCAAGAUGAAUACUGUCAAUACUAUUUUAGAGAAGAUCAACAAAAUGCCGGCUCCCAAGAGGCUUCGGGAUUUAAUACGGGAGAUCCGUUCAGCACGCACAGCAGCAGAAGAGCGAUCUGUGGUGAAUAAAGAAUGUGCACAAAUCAGGGACUGUUUUAAGGAAGAGGACAAUACGUACAGGUGUAGGAAUGUGGCCAAGCUUCUCUAUAUACACAUGCUGGGGUAUCCGGCUCACUUUGGACAGCUGGAAUGUCUGAAGUUAAUAGCCUCCCCCAAGUUUACAGACAAACGUAUUGGUUACCUUGGUGCUAUGCUGCUGCUGGAUGAGAGGACAGACGUACAUCUUUUAGUGACAAAUUGUCUGAAAAAUGAUUUGGGUCACCAGACCCAGUAUAUAGCCAGUCUGGCCCUGUGUACUUUAGGAAACAUAUGCUCUGUGGAAAUGAGCAGAGAUCUGGCAGGAGAAGUAGAGAAAAUGUUGAAAUCAUCCAAUGCAUAUUUAAAGAAGAAGUCUGCACUGUGUGCCCUGUGUAUAGUAAGAAAAGUACCAGACCUUAUGGAGAUGUUCCUGCCUGCUACACGGACAUUGCUCAAUGAGAAAAACCAUGGUGUCCUGUUAGCGGCAGUUUGUCUCAUCACAGAGAUGUGCAAGUUAAGCAUAGAUGCUGUUAAUCACUUUAGAAAGGAUGAGUUUAUGGAGGUUGUUCCGCAGCUGGUGCGUAUUUUGAAGAAUUUGAUAAUGGCUGGUUAUUCCCCAGAACACGAUGUAUCAGGGGUCAGUGACCCUUUCCUACAGGUGCGGAUUUUGAACCUGUUAAGGCUACUGGGUAAGGGAGAUGCUGAGGCCAGUGAAGCCAUGAAUGAUAUACUAGCACAGGUGGCCACAAAUACAGAAACGAGUAAAAAUGUUGGCCAUGCUAUUUUAUAUGAAAUUGUCCUCACAAUCAUGGGAAUAGAAUCAGAAUCAGGACUUAGGGUGCUAGCUGUUAAUAUAUUGGGGAGAUUUUUACUGAACAGUGACAAAAACAUAAGAUACGUAGCACUGAACACAUUACUGAGAGUUGUCCAUGCAGAUUACAAUGCAGUCCAGAGACAUCGGAGUACCAUCGUAGACUGUCUGAAAGACCCAGAUGUUUCCAUAAAAAAACGUGCAAUGGAGCUGUGUUUUGCCUUGAUCAACCAGAAUAAUAUACGGGGGAUGGCCAAGGAGCUGCUGUCCUUCCUAGAGAAAUGUGAGCCAGAGUUCAAAGCCGACUGCUGUUCUAACCUGGUCACUGCUUCAGAAAAAUAUUCCCCUAACAGGAGGUGGCAUAUAGACACGGUGAUGAAAGUGUUGACCACAGCUGGAAACUAUGUGCGUGACGAUGUGGUGUCCACUCUUGUCCAGCUAGUGUCCCAGGCAGACUCCCUCCAGGCUUACGCUGUACAGAAUCUGUACCGCGCCAUGCGGGACGACAUCAGUCAGCAGCCUCUUGUACAGGUUGCCACCUGGUGUAUAGGAGAGUACGGAGAUCAGUUGUUUGCUGGGACGUCAAUUGAGGAUUCCGAGCCUCUAGAUGCCAGUGAAGAAGAUGUGUUAAAUGUUUUAGAGAGAGCAUUAGUCAACAACAAUUCCACAUUGACAAGUAAGGAGUAUGUGAUUACUGCCAUAUUGAAACUGAGUACAAGGUUCAGCAGCACGCAGCCUAAAAUCCAGAAGUUAAUAGCAUUCUACAACCGUAGCACUAGUGUGGAGCUGCAGCAGCGCUCUGUGGAAUACUCCACCCUGUUCAGCACUCAGGACCAGAUGAGGUCAGGACUGCUGGAGAAAAUGCCCGUCAUGGAGAAAACGCGGGUGGACGAACCCAUGCUGGCCAAUGGGGGCGAAAAGGAAGAUGACUUACUCAAUGGCGGGGCAGCUAGUCCUGCGACACAGACUCAGCAGCCCACCGAGGUGUGUGAAAGCCAGAACAUCCUGGAUAUCCUAGGGGGUCCUAGCACUGCCACCCCAGCACAGCCAGCACAGCCCCCAAAGAGCACUGGGGGAGAGCUGCUAGAUCUGCUAGGAGAUAUAGACAUGUCUGGUUCCAGUGCAGGUGCCCCGCCCCCUAUGAUGAUGGGCGGCCCUCCCCUGAUGGAUGGUCUGAUGGGAAUGCCUGCAGCAGCACCCAACCCAUUACUGGAUAUGAUGGGCUCACAGCCACUUGUUAAUGGGAACGAGAAUUCCAUCCCAGACAUAGUUGGUUUUGAAAAAGAUGGACUCUCCCUGAACUUUUCCUUUGAGAAAGCCCCUCCUCCUUCAACUGUGACCACAAUGACAGUUACUGCCACCAACUCAAGUCCGAACCCACUGCUAGAAUUUGUAUUUCAAGCAGCGGUGCCCAAGUCAUUCCAGUUACAAAUGCUUUCUCCGUCUGGCAACAUUGUGCCUCCCAGCAACAGUGGCAGUGUGACACAGAUAGUCAAAGUGAACAAUCCACAAAAGCAACCUAUAAGGAUGAGGCUGCGCAUGGCGUACACAGUAAAUGGAGUGCCAGUAACAGAACAGGGAGAGGUUAGUAAUUUCCCGCCAGUAUUAUGGCAGUAGUGUGAGGAAGAAGGGGUCCCUCUGCAUUAUCCCAGAGAUAGGAGAUGAGGAAGCAGACAGUACUAAAGAAUAAGUCUGCUGUAUGAUAUAUACCAGAACGGACAUACAACACGAGGGACGAGCUGGAAAUAAACAUCUGGUUUUGCAUGCUGUACUGGGGGAGUGACUCACUGAAACAGCAUGGAGGAGAAAAAACAUACAGGGACAGCGAUAUGAAAUUACCUCUGAGUUGCCAUAUAAACCAACAUUUUCAGCCAGCAGUAGUAGAGGCAGGUUUUCUACACAAAGUUCAGCAAUGGGGAUUAUCAUUACUGCAAGGUAGAUUGGCCAAUGUGAUUCAGCAUUCUGAUCAAUGUUUGAGACUCCCGGACUUGUCAGCACAAGACUGAAAGAAGGCAAGCAGUCCUACAAGUUUUGUAGGAACAGUAGGCCUCCUAGUUCUGCACUCUUUCAUCAGAACUAAAAAGUCAAACACUCUUUGUCAAUUGGGCUGAUAAAAUAUGUAAUCAAGCAAUCUUCUCUUGUGAUGUGCAGGGUUAUGACAAAUGAGGACAAAAAUGUUACUAGCACUGGUGACCCAUCAUAAAUUAAGCUGUGUGAUAAAAGAGAGGACUGCAUGCUUUAUCCUGCACUCAUUUUAUGUGUAAACGGUAAUUACUUGCCAAUUGUGAACCAAAAGUCAUAUUUAUCUCCAAAAACUGUUUGGUCCAUUUGUACAGAAAAAAGUUUCAAAGUGGUGGUGUGUUCCAGGCGAGUGAUAACUGUUACCGUAUAUUAAAUAGACUAGAUUCAAUUUGGCAUUUACUGUUUAAUAUGGUAGUCUCUUGCGACAGGUGUGGAACAAAUUAAUUAUUUUCUUGGUCACCUCGAUAAACGCACACAUUGUGUUGUUGAAUACAGGUGAUGAUCAGCUUUAAUAAAGAGCAUAUCCUGAGAGGAUAGUAGAUUUAGGCUAUGCUUUCUAUAAUACUUGUUAUUGUUAUGAUGUUGACAUAUUUGAUUAAAUAGGCACUGAUAUCUUGCAGUGCUGUAAUUUACAAGUGAAAAAGAUGUUUUGCAUUUUUUUUUUUUUUUCAAAUUUUGAAACUAGCCCAUUUAAACUGCUUACUUCAUUUUCUAAUCUGUUGUUGAAAAAAGGCAAGGGGUUUGGAUGUGGUAUGAUUUAAAGUAGACAAGUAUCCAGUUAAACGAUAAAGUAGAAGCGUUUUCCAGAAACAUUGCAUUGGGGAGGGGGGUCCAAAGGUGGAGAAAUGUAGGGGGGUGAGGGAUUUAUUAGCACACAGCAUACUUAAAAUGCGUAGUUCAGAAAAGAAGCAAAUUGUUCUUCACCACAGGAUAUGUAAUUUGUACAUAGAAAAUAAGCUGGUCUUGCAAUUCAACUGAUGACAGAGUGGAAAAAGUUGUGAAAUAAUAAAGGAUCUUACACUUGAGCAAGUCGAGCAUUCUUGCUACAACUUUAGAGUAUGGAGUCCAAUGAAGGACCGGUGAAGGAAUAAAUGUACUGUAAUUAUGAUUUUGUUGAAAAGAUCUAAUAGUGGCAACUUGGAUCUUGCUGUACAGAAAGUUUGCAGAAUAAGUUAUUAUAUUGAAUAAAAAAUGAAAUGUUUGAAACCAGAGGUAUGUCAGAUAUAUGUAAUUGUUAAGAGUGUUGUUUGAAGGAAAACCGAAAUGAUGGGUCUUGCUAUAGAAAAGGUGUAAGGUUGCAUUUACAUGGGAGUCUUUAAACACUACUAUGAUACAUAAAUGAAUUUUCCGAACUUGUUAUGAAACUUAAAAAGGACAGUGUAAUUAUUGAUGCUUUGAAUGCCACUGUUUCUUGUAAAUGUGAAUGUAUUAGUUAUAAAUGAUUAAAUAAUAUUGACAUGCUAUAUGUAAAGAAACUAAAGAAUAAAUGCCUUCCCAAUUAUA